This is a messenger RNA of Gossypium raimondii (Peruvian cotton), 2191 nucleotides long. RefSeq names its product beta-fructofuranosidase, insoluble isoenzyme CWINV1. The coding region runs from base 149 to 1894 and encodes 581 amino acids. Gene Ontology annotation, biological process: carbohydrate metabolic process. The transcript has 6 exons. The record is from RefSeq and is a predicted model, not a curated record. Gene Ontology annotation, molecular function: hydrolase activity, hydrolyzing O-glycosyl compounds. NCBI's taxonomy places the organism in Eukaryota, Viridiplantae, Streptophyta, Magnoliopsida, Malvales, Malvaceae.
UUCAUUUGGGUUUUUGAGUUGACCCUGCAAUGUUACAGGAACAAAUGGGGAAAAAGUUAACCAGAAUAUGAUUCAGCCUACCAUCCUGAAACUGUCUUCAUUUUGUUAAUAUCUUUAUGGGAACUAUAUAACAACCAUUGAGCCAUUGAUGACUUACCUGAAGCUGGAGGUUACAAUGGAGAAAUCUGUUGUUUUGGUCAUUGGCUUCUGGCUUUUGUUGUUGGGAAAUGGAGUUCAAUCUCAUAGACAAGACAAAAAGCAUCAAUCUCUUCCAAGGGAUCAGCCUUAUAGAACUGGCUACCACUUUCAGCCUCCCAAAAAUUGGAUGAAUGAUCCUAAUGGUCCAAUGUACUACAAGGGAGUUUACCAUCUAUUCUAUCAAUAUAAUCCGUAUGCUGCAGUGUGGGGCAACAUAACAUGGGCUCACUCAAUAUCAUAUGAUCUUGUCAACUGGAUUAAUCUUGAUAUUGCACUUUCUCCGGGUGAUCCUUUCGAUAUCAAUGGUUGCUGGUCAGGCUCAACUACGUUCCUUUCCGGGGAGAAACCUGUCAUUUUAUACACUGGAAGUGAUACCAUGAAUCGUCAAGUUCAGAACUUGGCUGAGCCAAAGAACCUAUCUGAUCCUCUGCUAAGGGAAUGGGUAAAAUCAUCUCAUAAUCCUCUAAUGUCCCCUGUUGAUGGUAUUGACCCAAAGAACUUUAGGGAUCCAACAACUGCUUGGCAAGGCCCUGAUGGAUUAUGGAGAGUCUUAGUUGGAAACGAGAUGGAUGGCCAUGGAAGGGCACUGCUCUAUCGAAGUCAAGAUUUCAUUACAUGGUCCCAGAGCAAAGAACCUAUUCACUCAUCCACAAGGACUGGCAUGUGGGAAUGUCCUGAUUUCUAUCCAGUUUCCAUUGAUGGAAAAAAUGGAGUUGAAACCUCUUCACUUGACAAAUUCACAAAACAAGUUCUCAAGGCAAGCUUCGACAACAGCGAUCACUAUGUACUAGGAAACUAUACCGCCGUGACAGAUAACUUUUUGGUUGACACUGAUUUUUUGGACAAUGGUUCAGAUUUACGAUAUGAUUAUGGUAACUUUUAUGCUUCAAAGACAUUUUUCGACAGUGGCAAGAAGAGAAGGAUUUUAUGGGGAUGGAUAUUAGAGUCUGAUAAUACAACAGAUGACGUCAAGAAAGGUUGGUCUGGUCUUCAGUCAAUUCCUCGAACCAUUCUCCUUAGUAAAACUGGUAAGCAAUUGAUUCAAUGGCCACUGGAAGAGAUUGAGAAGCAGCGUAUCAUAAAAGUCAGCUUCGAGAACAAGGAACUUAAGGGUGGAUCUGUACUUGAAGUCUCAGGCAUUACAGCUUCACAGGCCGAUGUCGAAGUUUCCUUCAGUUUGUCCAGCUUUAAGGAGGCUGAAUUAAUGGAUCCAAGUUGGGUUGAUCCAAAACUGCUCUGUAGUCAAAAGACAGCAUCAGUUCGAAGCAAUGUUGGACCAUUUGGAAUACUGGUUUUAGCUUCAAAAGACUUGACAGAGCAAACAGCAAUCUUCUUUCGCGUUUUUAGGAGCAAGGACAACUAUGUAGUGCUCAUGUGCAGCGAUCAGAGCAGGUCAUCAGUAGAGGAAGGACCCCAAAAGACCAUUUAUGGAGCUUUCAUUGACAUAGACCCUCUCAAUGAGAAGAUUUCACUGAGAAGUCUUAUAGAUCAUUCUAUUGUGGAGAGCUUUGGUGGGGAAGGAAGAGCUUGCAUCACUGCCAGAGUUUAUCCCAAGCUGGCCAUUGAUAACCAAGCCUACCUAUAUGCAUUCAACAAUGGCACAUUAGAUGUCAAUAUUCCAACCCUCAAUGCUUGGAGUAUGAAGAACGCUCAAAUAGUCUCUUCCACAAAAAGAAGAAAGCCAAAUCUCAACUAAAACAAGCAAAUACAACCAUAUACAUAACUUUUCCUCCAGUUUCCAGUCACCCAUUUCAUCAAACACAUUGCUGGUGAAACCUCCUGAAAUAUUUCAUCUUUUUUUUUUUUCCAUAUUUUAUAUGUAGUAUUUUCAGAGUACUCUCUAACGCAAGCAGUUACUUGCUUACCACUAGGAAUCCAUUUCUCACUGUUGUUAAUGCUUGCUUUUUGGCAAUUGUACCACAAAGCAUGUUUCCCCAAUGCUUGUAUUACCUUUUCCAUGCCUAAAAAUGCCCACAUAUUUGGUACCGUAAAA